AUGGGCAACGCGCAAAGCCUUCUUUCUCCCCACGCUGCUCUCGCGGCGUUGGUCGUCGCAGGCGCCGCGUACGGCUAUGCGCUGUACACCAAGCCCCUGCCGCCGCCCCCAGCAGACGCCGAUUCCGCAACAGGAGUUAACAAAGCGAAGAAGAAGAAGAAAAAGGCGGGCGCGGCGCCCGAGGACGUAGCUGAGGCGAGCCCCACAGUCGUAUCCUUCCCGACCGUCAUCCCAGGCGACUUCGAGCCCCCCUCGACCGCUCCGGAGACCGAGCCGUCCUCGAAACCUGCGAAGGCGAAGAAGAAGAAGGGGAAGAAGGCGAGUACGCCCGUCGGCGGUGGGCGGACCGUACCCGUUGAUACGCUGUCCGAGUCCUCCGCCACCGCGCCGGAGUCCAACGUCUCCGCGCCCGUGCGUCCGUUGGGUUCGAAGGCGAAGAAAACGGGGGCAAGGGCGCCUUCUAUCCCUGUCGGCGCAGAGGAACAGUGGACGCGCGUGGAGACGCGCAGGCGGAACACACCGCAGCAGGCACCGAAGAUAGAAGAGGGUGCAGAGGCCGGGACGGGUGUACAGCUGGAGGUAUCGACCAGCGAUGCGGGGAUUACGACGAGUACCUCAUCGCUUGUUGCGGAUCGCACAGAGGACGAGGUCCCUGGGCGCGAGCGGCGACGGACGCUCGCCGAGAAGGUCCAGCCGAAGUCGCGAAGGACGGGCGUUGACGAUAUGCUCGAGACGCCCGACCAUCCUACGAUGGCGACAGUGGUGCGAAUCCAGCCCGGGCCAGACGAGAAGCCUGCGGCAGGGUUCUCGUGGGCCGACUACGAGGACGUGGAUGACUCGCGGGGGACUGCAGACGAUGCAGACGGCGAGGACGACGGCGGUUGGGGCAUCGUGAAGGGCCGUGGUCGGUCAAAAACCAACAAGAGCCCCGGCACCUCUCAGCAGUUGCCCCCGCAUACAGCGCUUGAAACAAUGACGAAGAAGCAGCGACAAAAUGCCGCGCGGCGCGAGGCGCAGAAGUCCGCCAAGGUAGAUGCGGAGGAGGAGCGGCAGGCGCGCCUGGCGCUGCACAAGCGGGAGCUCGAGCGCGCCAAGAUCGCGGAGCAGUACAGCAAUUCGGGCAAAACCACGAGCGGAGGCAUGACCGCCUUCGUCGACGAGAACGGGAAGUUGGUGUGGAAAUGA
Molecule: messenger RNA, 1185 nt
Organism: Sparassis crispa
Lineage: Eukaryota; Fungi; Basidiomycota; Agaricomycetes; Polyporales; Sparassidaceae
Exons: 3
Coding region: 1-1185 (394 amino acids)
Source: RefSeq, a predicted model, not a curated record